This is a messenger RNA of Eriocheir sinensis (Chinese mitten crab), 1581 nucleotides long. Its product is annotated as neogenin-like. Gene Ontology annotation, molecular function: protein binding. The record is from RefSeq and is a predicted model, not a curated record. NCBI's taxonomy places the organism in Eukaryota, Metazoa, Arthropoda, Malacostraca, Decapoda, Varunidae. The transcript has 10 exons. Gene Ontology annotation, biological process: cell-cell adhesion. The coding region runs from base 550 to 1497 and encodes 315 amino acids.
UGUGUGUGUCCCCGCCCCUGUAAAGCCUCUUCCCUCGACCUUCUCCUGCCCUCCUGACCCUCACAUCCUCCUCAGUGCCGAUGAUGACCUGCUGCUGACGACCUGCCAACACGGGGCUGUGCAGGCCGAGAGGAGGAUGCACUGUGAGGGGUGUGACGAGUUCGUCCGUGCGCCGAUUUCGACUGUAUUCAUUGUGUCCCGAGGCAGCAGCGGGAGCCAGAGGGAGAGUGUGACGCAUCUCAAGGCACACCUUGACCUGCAGCUCGUCCCUCCCUGCAGGUGCAUGGUGCCCAACGGGACGCUGCACCUCACCUGGGUCAACGCCCGGAGCAGACUGACGAGGGCAUCCACCAGUGCCUUCCUGGGUGUGGGCACCUUCAUCUCCACCUGCGCCAAGCUCAGCAUUGUUGAGUUUGAUGAGCAGCCUCAGGACGUGACGGUCAUAUAGGGGGAGCGCACUGGGUUCCCGUGUGCCCUGGACACCAUGCCGGCGCCCUCCAUCAAGGGGCUCAGGAACAGUCACCCGCUGGAGCCAGGCUCACGAAUGACAUGCCUUCCAUCUGGUGCCUUAGAAAUAGAGAAUGUAGCCAUGCCGGGGAGUACUGCUGCCAAGCCAACAAGAGCAAGGUGUCCCAGCAAGCCACACUCACAGUCAAGGAAGCCUACGCCCUGUGGGACCCCCAGCGGCCCGUGCUCACUGCUCAGCCAAAGUCCACGAUAGGCAAGGUGGGGGACAAGAUCACCCUGGACUGUGCGGCCAACGGCUACCCGGAGCCAGCCGUGGUGUGGCUCAGGGACAGCGCCACCAUCCACAUGGCUUUGUGUGUGUGUGUGUUGCAGUUAUUGCUGUAUAUAAGGGACCUGGACACACUGUUCUGCGGCACCAGCAGCAGCAGCCUGCACAUCCAUGGCCUGCAGGAGGAGGACGAGGGGACGUACAGGUGCCGGGCGGAGAACAGGGAGGAUUCGCUCGACGCCGUGGCCCACAUACAGGUCCAAGUUGCUCCGAGGUUUCUGAGGCAGCCGGCCAACGCUCUCGCCUAUGAGAAGGAGAACGUGGAGCUGGAGUGCAGCGUGUACGGCCAGCCAGAGCCCUCGCUCCACUGGCUCAAGAACGGCGAGCUGCUGGUGGAGACGGACUUUUGUGAUGGUGUGGACAUUUAUCACUUACAGAGUGUGAGCGGCAACAACCUGCAGAUCCAUGGCCUGGUGCGCCAGGAGUACUCCGGGAUGUACCAGUGUGUGGCGCACAGCUCGCCGGGGACGCCCAGCUGUGUGUCCUUGAGUCAAAGGAGCAAGACCCUGGCGGCGGGCACCCCCAGGCCCCCUUGGCUACUGCAGGCCACCUCCACCAGCAACAGGUUCAUCACGCUGGCCUGGCAUGAGCCGGAGCUCAACACCGACCACACUGUGGGAUACUCAGUCAUCUACAAGCAGGAAGGAUCACUCAGAGAACGCGUCCAGAACGCGAGUGCAGCUCCUCCAGCGAGGGACUGAAUGAAUACAAGACCCAGAUCAGCGACCUAAGUCCCGGGAGUAACUACAUGGUGCGGGUGGCAGCCCACACCUCCGGCGGCCUGG